UACCCCCGAACCCUAGCUCCAUCCGGCGGCGGCGGCGCAAGCAGAAGAGGCGAGCGCGGCGAACUCCGGCGAGCGAAGGAAGGAAGGAGGCGCCGGCCAUGGUGAAGUUCCUGAAGCCCGGGAAGGCGGUGAUCGUGCUGCAGGGGCGGUUCGCGGGGCGGAAGGCGGUGAUCGUGCGCGUGUUCGAGGAGGGCACCCGCGACCGCCCCUACGGCCACUGCCUCGUCGCCGGCCUGGCCAAGUACCCCAAGAAGGUGAUCCGCAAGGACUCGGCGAAGAAGACGGCGAAGAAGUCGCGCGUCAAGUGCUUCCUCAAGCUCGUCAACUUCACCCACAUCAUGCCCACCCGCUACACCCUCGACGUCGACUUCAAGGACGUGGCCUCCGGCGGGCCCGACGCCCUCGCCACCCGCGACAAGAAGGUCGCCGCCUGCAAGGCCGCCAAGGCCCGCCUCGAGGAGAGGUUCAAGACCGGCAAGAACCGGUGGUUCUUCACCAAGCUCCGCUUCUAGGCCCGCCUGCUAGCUCGGUUGCUCCUUGUUGUCAGUCACUCCGUUAAUCUAUCUCUGCUUUUUCGUGUUGGUUUGUCCGUCAAGACUUUGAUUGUUAGUAUCGAUCGAUCUUGGAGGGUUUAAUUAUGACAUGAUUAUGAUUAUGCUCAUGUGUUAUGGUAUCUUGCCAAGGGAAGAUCUGGUUGGGAUUUUCUGUUGAGAACUACACUGCUUCAGAUGCAAUUUAUUUUCCACAUACCUCCA
Oryza brachyantha (malo sina) is the source of this 755-nucleotide messenger RNA. Its product is annotated as 60S ribosomal protein L27-3-like. Lineage: Eukaryota; Viridiplantae; Streptophyta; Magnoliopsida; Poales; Poaceae. The transcript has a single exon. Gene Ontology annotation, molecular function: structural constituent of ribosome. Gene Ontology annotation, biological process: translation. The coding region runs from base 99 to 512 and encodes 137 amino acids. Gene Ontology annotation, cellular component: ribosome; cytosolic large ribosomal subunit. The record is from RefSeq and is a predicted model, not a curated record.